UGGAUGGCCAAGCUGUCAGAGCAACAUAUUCCCAAGACUAUUUGCAGGGGUAUCGGCAGAGAUAUCCGACUGAGUGUCCGAAUCACCGGGUCCCAAGAACGUCGAUUCACAUGGUCCACACCACAAAUCUGAUGAUCCCAUACCACGCUGACUCGGUUUCCUCACAGCUAUCGUUCGCAUUGCGAUAUAUCUGCCUUUUGAUAUUGCCACCAAGAGCUACACCGCUGAGAAUAACAUUACACCGUUCUCACCGAUUAAUCAUGAAGCUGAGGCUGGCUGGAUGAUUUAGGAAAAUGUCAAUUUAAAGGUAAUAAGGCGUAGGGCUAGGGUCUAUUCUAAGCCCAUGGGCGACUCGACAAAGCCAUGAUACCAUUUUGAGGCUUGCAGCGGGAAAAUACAAGCUUGAACCUUGUUGUCGGGGACAUGUACAUGUACGAAUUCGGCUGGUUUAGCGCGCAAACCCCAAGUUUAAGGUUUUCUCCAAGCCAAGUCCUCAUCAGCCGAUGUUUUCACCAUGCGGACUGAAGCGAUAGCGAAAAACUCAAAACUCGAGAACCAAGUCCCCGCUUCAGAUAACUUUUUUAGUGGAGGAUCGUCCCGUUUUGGUGUGACACGACCUUAAAGUUUUCCGGCGCCGCGAGUCAAGAGCAACGUCUUCUGCAGCCGCACCUGCAAGAUCCAUGAAGCGAUGUUGACAUCCCCCCUAUCUUGCCUAUAUUUACCCGUGGCUUCUCUGCCAUUCCACAAAAUAGGCGCAGGAUGCUGGGGACUUUUCGCUUCGCCGGAUGACCGGUAAUUCGGUUUUAAUGGGCUGUGCUUGGCAGCCCAAUGGUGAGGAGGACGAAUGUGCUGUCAUGAUGUCGUUGGCUUUCAGUUCUAAAGACCCCAGCAGCAGCGGUAGGGGCAGUCGACUUUUGCAUUAAUUGUAGAUCUUCUGUAAUACAGAUGUUUGAGGCUGGUCACAUACUGCCACUUAAUCAGGGAUAUGUUGGGUAACGGUCGUGGAGAGGUCUUGUUUUGCAUAAUACCUCCGUUUGUUUGGCAAUUUAUUUACAUUCCUUUCGGGCGGUCAAUGGCAAUGCGCGUGGCGACUUGAAAUUUCCCAUCAUGAGCUACCUGCUUGAUGAGAUCUCCUGGCAUGGUUCGCCACUACUAUCAAAUGCGAGAACUCAAAUGCGAGCACACGCGGCCUCUAGAUGUGAAAGUUCCUCACCCUGAACAAUAAAUUCAAACUCAAUUUAAUAUCAAUGUCGCUUAGUUCAUGCGAGCUGAGAAAUUUGAGUUUGGUUUAUGAAAUAAGACUGCAAAGUGCAAAAGGUUUGAAUAUCGGCUUGAUCCUAUCACCUGAUCCGCAGACAAUUCAAUCCGCUCACACCCGCAUGUGCUUUCAGUCUUUGCACAAGCAAGCUAGAUCGAGAACAUGUAAACAACAUGCGAAGCGAGCUGAACCCGCUAAAGUUAAGCGAAACCCAAAUUUCAUUUGUAAACACGGCUCUGCUGUGUAAUAGCUAAGAAUUGAUAAUCUUGUAUACCAGCUGGCGGUGAUUAUGAUUGAAUAACAGCGCCGUUGCGAUGAUUUUUUGAACGGCGCGGGUUCGUUAGGUUAGGUGCCGGGACAUCGUGACGAAGUGUGGUAGCGAGGAUUGGUAUCUGAACGGGCUAGCAAAUUGACAAUUGGACUGGUGCAAAAGUACAUAACAGAGCGAUUGAUGCUUCAACUUCUACACCUUCCUUCUUUCAUACGAACUUCACAAUACGUUAGAAAUCUUCCACAAUAACCAUUUUCAUAUCUGCUAUCCUCUCGUUAUACCUAUUGCAGGUCCUUCGCGCAAUCAUUUCAUCAGACCUUUUAGGAAACUCCCAGAUCACAAAUCCAAUAUCUUUUUCGGAUUAUUAUCAUCAUAAUCAAAAUGCAUCUCAACAUACUCGUCUCCAGAGCAUUCCUCUGCCUCCUCUCAAGCGCCUCAGUCGUCCUUGCAGGUCCAGGCGGCUACGUCGAACUCGCCAACCUCACACCUUAUGACUGGAAACUCACGUAUACACACAGUUACCACAUGGACUGGAAAUUUCCUCUCACAAUUCCGGCCGGUACCACAAAAGAACAGUACAUUGAAUGGUGGUAUGACCACGGCCCCAAUGGCGACUGUGGCGCUGAAGCUACAUACGAGUUGGUCGAUUCUCCUGAACCCGCUUCGUUUACUGUACAAGCACGGCAGAACAAGGGCAAGAAAAUCGAAAUUCAGUAUGGUGAUGAGCUUUCUUCGAUCGGUAACCCUGUCGGCUCACUCAUCACUCUCGGAUACAAACGUGACGGAAGCGUCUUCUUCGUGCUGGCAGGCAAUGAGACUGGGUCGUAUGUGUCGACCAAUGCUCCUGUCGCGUGGCAGCAAGCUACACUCUCUACCAUCGGAACGAAAUCCUUGCGCGAAAUUUCAAUGCCAGCUAGUCACGAUUCUGGCAUGUCUCAAGUAACGCGACACUACGGUGGCGUUGCCCACAAUACACAGACUCAGUCCGUACAUAUCUACCAACAACUUGUUUACGGGGCAAGAUGGUUUGACAUACGACCUGCUCUACGAAAGGGGAAAUGGUACACCAACCAUCUCUCCAUGGUACCAGGGCUUGGGUACCAAGGUGCAUUUGGUCGAACUAUGGUGGACAUCAUCAAGGAUAUUAAUCGCUUCACAAUUGAGAAUCCUGGAGAGCUCAUUAUCCUGGAGUUGUCGCAUGAGAUGGAUCGCUUUAAGUGGAAGCCGAGACUCACGGAUGAGCAGUGGCAGAUGUUGUAUGUUUUUUUGUAUAAUGGAAUUGAUGAUAUAUGGAUGAUGAACCCAGCAAGUCUGCCGAAUGAUUUGUCAACUGUUCCGAUUGAGACGUUCAUCCAGCCUGGGUCAAAGUCAGUAGUCUUGGUUAGGGUACCAGAUCAUGCUCCUAAUUUCAAUUCAACAAUCCAGAAGAGAGAAUUGGCCAUCGGAGAUCUAUCCACUAGAGAAGCGACUCAAGAAAACAACACCGCAACAGACGAACCUCUAGAUCUCAACGCACCUAGCAUCGUACCAUUUAACUCCACUCUAGACGGCGACAACGACGACACUCCAGAUAUCUCGGAUGACACCAGCUCCAGCUUCAAUACCACUCUCCCCAAGCUCCCGGAGCUCACCUCUCACAAAAAGCCCACAUCCCUAACACCAGCAUUCAUCCCCGCCCGCCGCCUCCCCACUGUAGGAUCCUACUCCGACACCGACCAACCCUCCUACCUUGAAACCGAUCAACUCGCAAAACUCUCCACCGACCGCGUCUCGACCGAAAAUAGCAUGCACCAAAGCACCUGGACCAUUACCCAACGUAUCGGACACAUUCUAGACGUCGGUAAUCCAUCUAAGAGCAUAAUCGCCGAUGCCGUCCCCGCGCAUCGUAAACUCUUCAGCAAGAUCUGGAAGGGUUUGUCGAGCAAGACCUAUCCCAAUUUGAUUGAAGUGGACGAUAUUCAUAAUAACCAGAUCACGGCACUGUGUAUGGCGAUAAAUGAGUAUUUUGGGGUGGGCAGGGAUUUGCAGAGUUCGGCAGCAGCGAAGAGGUUGGCGAAGAGAAGGAUGGUGCCGAUGAUUCGGGGACGGCCUGCUGCUGGACUUGGAGAGAGGAAUGAGUGGGUGGGGAGGAGAAUGGAGUGGUUCAUGAAGGCGGUUUGGUGUUCGUUGAAGAUGGAGGGGAGGCCUUGUUGGAUGGACCAUCCUGGGGUGGAGAAGGUGAAAGGAUCGCUGAGUCGUGUGCUGGAAGUUCCUCCAUCUGAGCUCAAUACUUCUGGAAGGUAAACCAGCAAAGGUAGAACGUCCUCAUAUGAUACACGAACAAGGAUGAGAUGACUGCUCCUGGAAAGACUAGUGGGUCCACUCAGACACCUAUAUACAGGACCACCAAGCCAUGUUGCGAGACAGCAGCAGGAAACCAAUAUAUCCGAAGGGACACUCUAGAACUACCGGCGGAAGACGAACACACGCGGCCAAUCUAGGACAAAUAACGAGAUGUAGAAGCACAACAAGCGAAGCAGGCUAAUCUUGCUACGAAUGUG
This is a messenger RNA of Cadophora gregata, 4069 nucleotides long. RefSeq lists its product as uncharacterized. NCBI's taxonomy places the organism in Eukaryota, Fungi, Ascomycota, Leotiomycetes, Helotiales, Ploettnerulaceae. The record is from RefSeq and is a predicted model, not a curated record. The transcript is spliced from 3 exons. Gene Ontology annotation, molecular function: phosphoric diester hydrolase activity. Gene Ontology annotation, biological process: lipid metabolic process. The coding region runs from base 1911 to 3812 and encodes 633 amino acids.